UUAAUUUAAAUGUGGAGGAUAUUUCAGUUUUAUUACAAAAAUUCAUACCUACCUUCUCCUGUGAAAAGCAAAACACUUGGAUCUCACCUGUCACUCUCUGUACUUACCUUCUCAAUUUCCACGAUUCUGAUACUGAUCCAUAUCCAGCAACGCCAUGGCCGCACAUCCAAAGAAAAUCAUCAUCGACACUGAUCCUGGCAUUGAUGACGCCAUGGCAAUAUUUCUUGCGUUGAGAUCACCUGAAGUGGAGGUGAUUGGAUUGACUACCAUUUAUGGGAACGUUUAUACCACUUUGGCUACCAGGAAUGCGCUGCAUUUGUUGGAGGUUGCGGGGAGGUCUGACAUCCCAGUGGCUGAGGGAUCUCAUGUCACAAUAACGAAAGGUACAAAACUUCGGAUUGCUGAUUUUGUCCAUGGUGCUGAUGGACUUGGCAACCAAAAUUUUCCCCCACCAAAAGGAAAGCCAAUUGAACAAUCAGCAGCUGCUUUUCUGGUUGAGCAAGCAAAUCUGCACCCUGGAAAAGUCACUGUGGUGGCAUUGGGCCCACUUACAAACAUUGCGCUGGCUAUUGAAUUAGAUCCUGCAUUUGCCAAAAACAUUGGGGAGAUUGUUCUUCUUGGCGGUGCAUUCUCAGUAAAUGGGAAUGUGAAUCCAGCAGCAGAGGCAAAUAUUUUUGGUGAUCCGGAUGCUGCUGAUAUUGUUUUCACCAGCGGAGCAGAUGUUUUGGCUGUGGGGAUUAAUGUUACUCAUGAAGUUGUUUUGACAGAUGCUGAUAGAGACAAAUUGGCGCAGUCAAAUGGAAAAUUUGCCCAGUACUUGUGCAAAAUUUUAGAUGUGUACUUCUCUUAUCAUCAUGAGGUGUAUGGCACAAGAGGAGUUUAUCUUCAUGAUCCGACAGCCUUUCUUGCAGCUGUUAAUCCUGCACUUAUGACCUAUGUAGAGGGUGUUGUUAGAGUCCAAACAACUGGCAUCAUGAGGGGGCUGACGAUAUUAUAUAACAGACAAAAGAGGUUUGGUGAAGAAACCGAGUGGUCUGAUAAGCCUACAGUGAAGGUGGCUGUCACGGUUGAUGCUCCCACGGUUGUCAAAUUGGUCAUGGAACGGCUCAUGGAAUCAUAAACCUUAAAGGAAAUUAUUGGAUGCACCUGGAGUAUUAAAUUUUAGUGCUCUUAUACACUAUAGAUAUGGGUCCUUUUAUAACUUAUGGCAAGUGAGUCACAUAUCCAUACGAGCGAAAGAACACAUGCUUCACCUUGAAUGUUAGAAUUUGCCCGCCGUUAAGGAGAACUUCUCUUGGUGGUGAACUAGCAUUGGUGAUGCAACCAAAACUCCAUUGUUGUCAAGUAAUGUGUGUUUUCUCUUGGAUGCCUGUGGUUGGUCAUUGUUUCAUAUUUUCCAAUUUGUUCACUCUCCCACUGAGGGAAAUGGUUUUAGAGACAUUGUGAUACACAUUUCUGUACUAAUCUCUCUAGAAUUAUUGAUCACAAAAAGGCAUCCUGAGCCAUUUUCUUUC
This is a messenger RNA of Manihot esculenta (cassava), 1514 nucleotides long. Its product is annotated as probable uridine nucleosidase 2. The record is from RefSeq and is a predicted model, not a curated record. Gene Ontology annotation, molecular function: purine nucleosidase activity. The transcript has 9 exons. Gene Ontology annotation, cellular component: cytosol. NCBI's taxonomy places the organism in Eukaryota, Viridiplantae, Streptophyta, Magnoliopsida, Malpighiales, Euphorbiaceae. Gene Ontology annotation, biological process: purine nucleoside catabolic process. The coding region runs from base 155 to 1120 and encodes 321 amino acids.